UGAUCGACCUCUUUCACCGAGUGGUCUACCACUUGAGUCAACCGGUCUAGCUUUCGGAAAAGGGUCGACCUGAUGACACACUUACCUUCAAGUGGUCGACCUCUUCCCCCAAAUUAGGGAUGGCAAUUCUAGCCUGGCCCGACAAUUUGGACCUGACCCGGCCUGUUUUGGGGCAAGUCAAACCCGACCCGCCUCGCCUCUUAGCAAGGUCUUGGCCCGACCCACUCAUGGGUCAGGUCAGGUCUGGGUAGCACCCUAGCCCGGCCCGAACCCGGCCCGACCCGACCCGUCGAUAUAUGGACUAUAAAAAUAUAUACAGAGGAGGAGAGGUUCUUUAAUCCUUCACGCAAUGCUUCACUUUCCCUUCCCGAAAAGUCCUUUCCCGAGAAGCGAUUCUCGAGCCUUCCUCUCAAACUCCAUCCUUUUGCAAGACAACCACCAUAAUCAUGCUUUACAUUUUCCUCUCGUCGCCUCGUCUUCUCCCUCUCCAUAAUUUCAGUUUGAUUUUCGUAUACGUAGAUGUAGAUGACAAAGGAUGAGAUUUGAGAGUAGAGACAUCCACCCUAUCGCCAAAGUAGAGACAUCGAGUCAAACCCUCGUCCUGCAGUUGGUUACAAGGAAUUAAUUGCUUUCUUGUGUGUGUGUCCAAUUGCAUGUAUAUUUGUAAUCAACCUAUGGCUAUGAACAUGAUUAAGCAAUUUUAGUUCUUAUUCUUUGUUGGGUUUGAGCUCACACAAUCCCAUAUUUUCUACUUGUUGCCAUCGUGUUUAGAGAGGAAUUUCUAAUUAAAGGAGGGAUUGAAGUUUGGAAAAACUUCAAUCUUUCUGAUGUAGUCUCGGUUUCAUUAUGAAUCAAAGAAGCUUCAGUAGAAAUAGAUGUUUGGGGUCUCAAAGGGGGCGUCCUUUGAAUUGAUUUGUUCAUUCAUUGGGAACAACCGAUCCAGAUCUCCUUCAAUUUGGUUUCCACUAUCUGCUGCAAUGUUUGGUGUUUGCAGAUUGUAGCUACGGUGCUCCACUAGUCGAAGUAGGUGGAUCGGUACACAAAGUUCAGUCCCCAAUAUGGUAUCAUUUUGAUGCAUGGUGAUGCAGCAUGCAACAAGUCUCAAUAGUGAUGAAUUGAAGUCAGGAGCAGCUUGGAGAAAUUGAGACCUGGCUUGCGAGAUUGCAAGUCUUCUAGAACUGAAGUUAUGAUAUUGCAACAGUACCGAAGAUGUAAUUUAAGUAGGGUUUUGUGUUUAAUUUUUUUUUUCUUCAACACUUUGAGAUGCAAAGCUUGUUGAGUGGAUUGAAUAUCUAUGUUUUGCAGGCAAUAUGGGUGAUUGUGCUGUAUAUUUUCAUUUGUUACUUGCUUUGUACAAGAAACUUUGGUUUGUAUUUUGAUUUUGGUGUUUAGUCGGACAAACCAGAGCUUGUUUCAAUUGUUAGAAACGGUAUUGAUGGGUCAGGGCGGGUACUACCCGCCCCGAGCGGGGCAGUUCAUGGGUCAUUGAAUGCAGGCCCGUGUCGGGCCUUGGGGCAGGUCGGGUCAAAUGCAAGGCCCAAGGCGGGUCAAAUUUUUAAAGUGCAGGGUAGGUCCAGGUAUGAUACCCGACCUGUCAUGGAACCAUUGUCAUCCCUACCAUUGGGGUAGAGAUGGCAAUAGGUCGGAUAGUGAAACGGGUAGAAAGUACAUGUCCGUUACCCUAUCCAAAGUAGUUCGGGUUUUACCCAUACCCACUUGUGAAAUGGGUAGAAAAUUAAAACUAUGCCCAUACCCGUUCGGGUUUCGGGUAUCCGCAGUUAUCCAUGGGUAAUGAUUUUUCUUCAUAACUAUAACCAAUAUGUUAACAUUCACACGUAUUCUCACAUUACGUAAGAAGAAAGUACAACAAUAGUUCACUAGAAUGAAGAAAAUUAAUUAAAACAACACAAUUGCAUGAAAAUAUUAUAUUUAUAUGAUAAAUAUAAAAUAUGUUAGAGAAAAAAAUGUUUAUUUCUAGACAGAAUACAUAUGCAUGUGUAUAAUCGGAAGGGGUUCGGGUUGGAUAGUGAGAAACCCAUGCCCACUGAUUACCCGCAAUAUGCGGGUUUAGAUUUUACCCAUACCCACUAAAUGUCCUUCGGGUUCGGGUUCUACCCUACCCGAUUAGGCUGGAUUCGGGCGGAUAUCCACGGUUACGGAUAUUUUUGCCAUCCCUACCAAAUGGUCGACCACUUUCACCAAGUGGUCCACCACUCGAGUUAAAUGUUCUACCGCUUCCGAAAAUGGGUCGACCUGAUGCCACACUUACCUUCAAGUGGUCAACCUCUUCUACCAAGUGGUCAACAGUUACUGUCCAAGAAAAUAGUCUACCACUUCCACUAAGUGGUCUACCACUUGAGGCAACCGGUCUAUCGCUCCCAGCAAUCGGUCAACCUAUGACACACUUACUUUCAACUUACACCUGCUUGUUGGAGGAGGUAGAUCGCUUGUGCCAAAACAGCCUACCGACAUGUUGGGUGUCACAGAGAUGGGGAUACCACAUAAACCGCAGGACCCCCUUGCGGUUCUUUAUUAGCAAAUCAGACCGUAGGGGUUAGUGGUGGUUCCUCCUUUUGUCAACACAGAAACCGCAGGGGUGUCCCAUGGUUCUGUCUAGGUCAGCCAUAAAACUGCAGCUGCCCCCUACGAUUCUUUACACUAAUUUAUUUGUAAACCGCCACAAAGUAACGCGAUUCUUUUGAAACGGUGGUAUAGAAGGAUUUUUUUUUUGGAAAUGAUGAUAUUUUUUAAAUUUUUAUAGUUUUUGGAGGGUAUAUUGGGAGAAAUUCCUUGAAUUUAUCCAACCAAACUCAACCCACUUUUAUCUUCCUCUCCCUCUCACCUAUCCCUGCCCUCUCUCUUUUUCCUUUUACUUCGUCUUCUCUACCGUCGCAAUGUCGACUCACCAGAAUCCAUCUCCCACUUCCAACACUCGCUACGCAGCUCACAAUCGUCAUCUCCAAAGCCCAACCCGGUCCUCAAAAUCAUAGUCCAAAUUACCUAUGGAACAUUAUCCUAUCUUACUGCUCAGCCGAGGAAAUCCUCCUUUCGAAAUCAACGGUUUCUCUCGUCAAACACACAGUCAACAAGCCCGUCGUGCGAUAAUCUUAUACCCAUCUCGGACGCUUCUUUUCACGAGCUUGCUCAUCUCCUCAUUCUCAAUCCACCACACUUUCGCAUUUCCAUUAUGUGAGAACUUUUGAGAAUACUGAAAUAUGUGGAUUUUUCCAUUUAUCAAGCCAAUUGCUCAUCUGGAUGCUCUUUAGUCGCUUCUCCUGAAUUCAUCUCCUCCUUCAACUACGGUGACAAACUGGCGAUGGUCGGGUGGUCCCUCUGUACCGCCGUCGUGUGCGAGGUCAUCUCCUAUGUUCGAAGGUAAAGGCGUCGAAAAGCUGCCUUUUGCUUGUGAAGAAGAUAAGCCACAAGGAUUUGCAAGGCAACGACCCGACAUAUUGUUCCAUGGCGAGGAGCUACUGUCGCUGAAUUGUUCCCUAUGCCCGAUCUCAAAACCAAUUGAUCGGGUUCGUUUAGCCCAACAAGUCUAGGUCGUUGGCCAUUAUCAAUUGGGGGUAGUCUUCAGGUCGGGUGGGUUGAGUGUGAUUCGAUUGGGUUUAAUUUGGUUUGGUUCGUUGAAUUUUUUAUUAGUUUUUUUGGUAACGUGGCGUGCUGACUGUAUUGAGGUACCAAAUUUUAGAAUGGAGAUGGACGAAAUAACAUUUUUGUUAUUCGUCCAAACGUGUAUUAUUGAACGGGUACAAUUAAAAUUUUAUGAUCAUUUUAUACUAAGUGAUAAAUUGUUUGAUGGUUUAUAAUAAUUAAAUUUCUUAGCGGGCUAGAAAGCCAAUUCUAAGUUCUAACCCCAUUGCCCCAAAAUUUUCGCGCUACGCAAGACUCGACCCCGCUUCUUUCAUUUUGAGUUGCGGUUGGCUUUCCCAUCGGAUGUCAGCCUAAGUUAUUCUGCUAACUGCAUAAGUUGUUAGUAUAUACUAACUAAUAUCCAAAAUGUAUGAACUAGUAUCCAAGUCUGAUGAUUUUACUAAAGUAUCUAGAUAGCACAAACUAUUAUUCAAAACAUCACAAACUAGUAUCCAGAUAGCAGAUACCAACUAAUAUCCACAAUCAACCAACUAGUAUUCAAUAUGGAUACUCUUAUGUGUUAUCUGGAUACUCUUAUAUGUGAUCUGGAUAAUAAUUAUGUGCUGUAUGGAUACUAUUCUGUGUUGUCUAGAUAUUAGUUUGUGAAUUUGGGAUAAUAGUUGAUUCAUGGUGGAUAUUAGUUAGCAAAUCUUGAAUACUAGUCUGUGCUCUCUAGAUACUUUAGUACUUGGAUACUAGUUCAUGUAUUUUGGAUAUAAGUUAGUAUCUUCUAACGAAUCUUCAAGUUAGCAGAUUAACUUUCCCCGUCGGAUGUUCCUUCCACCCUCCGCAUUCCGCCUCCAUCUAACUUGUCUCCUCUCCCUCGAGUCGAGACGAUCUCAUCUCAUCUCAGCACCCACUGAUGGCGAAACCCGCCGGAGCCACUCUCAUCCAAACUCUUCGUCGCUACGUUAAAAAGCCAUGGGAGAUAACGGGACCAUGCGCGGACCGGGAAUACAGGCAUGCCAUCCCGAAAUCGACCGAGUACCGCCUUGAAUGUCCUGCCACAACCAAGCUGAAGGCAAUCGUGCCCACCUCCGACCCUGAAGCCGUUUUCGACAUCAAGCGCACGGUUUUGAAGAAGGCCAAUGUGGUGAAGAUGAUGAAGGAGCAGGCGUUCAAGGUUGUAGAUCUCCCUCUUGUUUAUUUGGCCGGAGCGGUUGAGGAGGAUAUCAAUACCCGUGGUGGUGGCUACCAGAAAUGACGAAAGAGGUAAGUAAAAUGAUCGUUUUGAAAUUUCUCGGAUUCCGUUGAUUGUUAGGUUUGUCUGUAGUCUCCGAGCAAUGAUCAAUGCUCGAAUGUUUCUAAGUUUUAUUUAAGGGAACGAUCUGUUCGUUGAAAGUUGCUACUUCGUGAAUUUUCAUCUGGCGGUAGUGCCGCCAAAAGUUCUAAGAGAUCAAUGUUAUGUCCUUUUUUGUGUUCAAAUAUGUGUGUUCAUCGUUUCAAUAACUGCCUUGCGAUUCUCGAGCAAUACUAGUGGUAUCCAUUUGAAGACAUGUUGAUGUUUUCUACCCUCUGAUUAUAAUUCUUAGCAACUGGUGUCAAUCAAUCAUAGUUGGAAGGUCUCGGUUGAUUCAUUGAGGAGAACUUCUGCUAUAUCCUUUGUGCAAUUUAGUGUAUUCCAUAUGAUAAACCGAUAAGUGUGAAUGAAUUCUCGUGAUUAAC
Messenger RNA from Linum trigynum, 5301 nucleotides. The record is from the annotation of a GenBank genome assembly. NCBI's taxonomy places the organism in Eukaryota, Viridiplantae, Streptophyta, Magnoliopsida, Malpighiales, Linaceae.